CUUAAAUUUAGUAUAGAAAUGCAUUCCGUAGCGGUUAACACUUGGUUUGGCAUUAGCAUUGCGGCUUUGGUGGGUGGCGUUACUGUUUGGCUGGCAUACCGCAAGCGAUGUCGUAGUUGUAAACGACAUCCCAAUGCCGAUGGAUGGCAACAUCUGGGCUCACUGAAAAUCAUAAAUUUUUAUCCUGUCAAAGGUGGUGCACCCUUACGCUUGGAACAAGUGGAAUGUGCAGAAUUCGGGCUGCAUUUAAAUGGUUUGUGGGAACGUUGCUUGGUUGCUUACGAUGACUCCGGUGCUGUGGUGUUUGCUGGUUCCUAUCCACGUACGCUGAGCAUACGAUCAGUGAUCGUGAGAGAAAAAGUGUUGCGAUUAGAGGCGCCGAAUAUGCCAUCAAUUAUUAUGGACUUGAAUGAGUUAUUGCGAGAGCCAUAUCAAGUGUUGGAAAAAGGAAACAAGCGUUUAGUUGAAUGUCGGGUCGAACAUCACGAGUGGCUAUCGCGUGCCGUACUGCAGCGUGAGAGCGGCUUGAAGUUUUAUGUGAAAUUGAAGGCUUCAAAAGGGAAAGUAGGGGAUUUUUUCCCCGUUAUGGUAAUGCAUGAACGUUCAGUACAUGAUUUGAAUAAACGUCUGAGUGGGCAAAACAAACCAGUGGAUUGUCAACAGUUUCGUGGUAAUCUAGUUGUUGACAGUAAUACAGAUGUACAACCUUAUAAUGAGGAUAAUUGGAUGUGGCUGAAAAUAGGCAACGAUGUAGAAUGCUCGACGAUCAUGAGCUAUAAUUCCGAUUGCUUGCGUUGUAUUCUGAUUAACGUAAACGUGGAGGAUUAUACCAGAAAUCCUGAUUUUGAACCUCUUCGAACAUUAAAGAAAUAUCGCCUACGUCAAAGUCCCAAAGAACCGUCUAUGGGAGUUUAUUUUAAUGUUUAUAAGUGUGGCCUGUUAAAAAUAGGCGAUCCAAUUUAUGUUCAAUAUAUAUAGAUAUAAGAAAUGUACAAUUAAGGUAAACAAUGUAGAAAAAUAUGUUUUCGUAGAAAACAAGAACUUGAGGUGAUCAGUUGUAGUUCUAGAUAUGUUUAGAUUUUAACAAUGUACGCAUGUAUUAUAUUGUGUAAUAUAUAUUUAAAAUGUUAUAAAUAUUAGUUGUGUUUGAUGAAAAAAAAUAGCCAUCACUAGUCAUCAAUCCCAAUCAAGAGCUAAAACGAGAACUUUCUCCCAAAGAGAAGAAAAAGCAAAAUUGUUCACCAACCCAAAUUUGCCCACACUUGCUUGUUUACAAAUCAAAAAAAAACUGAAAGAAAAAUGCUGAAAUGUAGGAAAAAGAAAAUUGGGCAUAAAAUAUUCACCAGGAAAGACGAAAUUGGCAAAUACUCAAAUAAUGAAACCUGUUUCCUUACACCAGGAUGUAGCAUAAUCUUAUAUAUAAAAAUGGAGACGGUUUUUUGUGUUCGUUAGUCGCCGAUUCACGCCUAAACGCAUUCACCGAUUCCAAUCAAACUUUCACAGAUCAUUGGUAUUGGUCCAUAGAUGGUUUAUGUGAAGUUUUAAAGAAAUCUGUAAAAGUAUGCGUGCGUUGUGUAAGUGUGAAAAAUACAAUAUUUGCGUGUUUCCCAUAUACGGACAUUACGUAUACGGAAUGAGAAUACACGCAAAUGAAUAGAAUAUACACAGCCAUGAAUAACAUUGUUUCGAUGUCGAGUGACGUAUGCGACUGUAUUAUUCGUAACGCAAUAGUUGUCCUCUCUUUUCUUUCCUUUUUAUGCAUGCGGGACACGGCAUCAAAGCACAUUGCUUUUUUUUGAACUGGAAAAAUAUUUUGAGCUUCAUUUGAACGUUUUAUGAUUUAGAUAAAAUAAAAAUUCGUUAAAUAUAUUUGAUUCCAUUAAUAACCAUAAGCCUGUAUUUUUCGAAGUUCAAAGUUUUUGGAC
Molecule: messenger RNA, 1925 nt
Organism: Anastrepha ludens (Mexican fruit fly)
Lineage: Eukaryota; Metazoa; Arthropoda; Insecta; Diptera; Tephritidae
Product: mitochondrial amidoxime reducing component 2-like
Exons: 3
Coding region: 19-978 (319 amino acids)
Molecular function (GO): catalytic activity; molybdenum ion binding; pyridoxal phosphate binding
Source: RefSeq, a predicted model, not a curated record